UUGUACUCACCUGUCCCCGCCGCUCCGGACCGUCACCGCUGCCCGGGAUGUCGCCGUCCAUCGCUGUCGCCGCGUCCCCGGGGUGUCCCCGACGCUCCAGCAAGGCCUCUGCCUCCUCGCCAUCCGCGCUCUCCGUCGCCGCCAUCACGCCACUACUCACGCCGCUCCUAUUGGAUGACGGGAUGGCGUGCGCAGCGACCUGAUGACGACGAUGGAGAGCACCGACGAUGCAGAGGAUCCCGAAGAGGACGCGCCAGAGCCCCGAGGACAGGAGCCGCAACAGCUGUAGGGGUCGCGGAGGCAUACUGACACAGUCCCACAUGGGAGGAUGUAAAGUCAGGAGGAUGGGCCCUGCUGAAGGUUCCAGAACAAUUGAGAGACCAAGCUCUCCAAGAGACGAGAUCAAGUGGAGAGAUUACCGGAAUGCAAAAAUGUUUGGUUCAGGUUUCAAAGCUGAUCAUCUUCAUAGUAACCUGAAGUUUGCUGUUACUAGACUAAAGAUUCUGGAAAAGAAGAAAACUGAGUUGGUCCAGAAGAAGAGGAAAGAGAUAGCAGAUUAUUUAGUAGGUGGGAAACAUGAGAAUGCACGAAUCCAGGUGGAGUCCAUUAUUCGAGAAGAUUACAUGGUGGAAGUCCUGGAGAUGCUGCAUUUAUACUGUCAACUUAUUCUAGAAAGACUGGAUUUAAUAAAAACAAUGAAGGAAUUAAGCCCUGAUCUAGAAGAAGCUGUGUCCAGUGUGGUUUGGUCUACCCCACUAGUAGAGGCGGACGUUCCAGAACUAAAACCAGUCUCUAUGCAGUUGUGCAACAAGUAUGGCAAAAAGUAUGGCAAACUAUGUCAGAAGGGUAAAGCUGAAUCCAUUAAUCCAAAACUGAAGCAGAGGCUUAGUACCGUAGCUCCUUCUAAAUGUCUGGUGGAGAAGUAUCUUAUCGAGAUCAGCAACCACUAUAACAUUCCCUAUGAAAUGGAUCUUGCAGUUUCAAGUGAAGUUCAGCUGCCUGACCUUAGUAACUUGGAGAUUACAGAUGAAAACAUGUGGAAGGUCCCUUCACCUCAUUUCAACCUUGGGGUCUAUGAGCCAGAAAAAUGCAAAACUAUUCUGUCACCAUUUAAGGUUGGAGAAGAGCCAUCAUAUCACCCUUUCGCUCCGAUGAGCUCAGUCUUAUCACCUCAUCACGACCUUGAGGUAUAUAAUUCUAAAGAAUCCAAUAUUUUUUUGCCACCAUUUAAGGCUGGAGUAGAACCAUCAUAUCACUCAGUCACUCAAAAUAAGCCAGGACAUUACUACACUACUGGAUACUUUCAGACCGAACUUUCAGAAAAAAAUCUUCCACCACCUCUUCCCGCCAGUCCUCCAUCAUGUGGUCUGGGUCUUCGGGAUUCUUCCUCUUAA
This is a messenger RNA of Hyla sarda, 1394 nucleotides long. RefSeq names its product IST1 homolog. Bases 228 to 1394 code for a protein of 388 amino acids. The record is from RefSeq and is a predicted model, not a curated record. The transcript is spliced from 13 exons. NCBI's taxonomy places the organism in Eukaryota, Metazoa, Chordata, Amphibia, Anura, Hylidae. Gene Ontology annotation, biological process: protein transport.